AAUUAGCCUUGAGAAACAAAGUUGAACAAUGUCUCUAAAGAACACAAACUAGAGAGUAAACUAAACUAGCUUGUGAGAGCAUAAAUAUAUAUUCAUAUAACUUCUUUUUCCAAGUAAUAAUUUGAAGAUGGUUAGAGCUCCUUGUUGUGAGAAGAAGGGAUUGAAGAAGGGUCCUUGGACCUCAGAAGAAGAUGAAAUCCUCACAUCUUACAUCCAAAAACAUGGACAUAGUAAUUGGCGUGCCCUCCCAAAAGAUGCCGGCUUAUUAAGAUGUGGAAAGAGUUGUAGAUUGAGAUGGAUUAACUACUUAAGACCAGAUAUUAAGAGAGGAAAUUUCACAAAUGAAGAAGAAGAUAUUAUCAUUAAGAUGCAUGAAUUGCUUGGGAACAGGUGGUCAGCAAUAGCUGCAAAAUUACCAGGAAGAACUGACAAUGAAAUAAAAAAUGUGUGGCACACACAUUUGAAGAAGAGACUAAUCAAAAACACUAAUAAUCAACCAAAUUCAAAUACCAAAAAAAGAGCAUCAAAAUCAAAAAUCAAAAGAACUGAUUCCAAUUCAAGUACUUUAAUUCAAUCACAAGAUCCUUCUAAUAGUCCUAAUAAUAAUUUAAUUGAAAUGGAAACUGCAUCAUCAAAUUCCAAUUUUUCUAGUGAUUUUUCAUCACAAGGAAAAAAUAUUGACAAUAGUGUCAAUAAUUUUGAAGACCCUGAAGACUCAUUGGUGACAAUGCUUGAAAUUGAUGAGAGUUUUUGGUCAGAGACAAUAACUGAUGAUGAAAUAAGUUCAACCAUGCCAUCAAAUUCUAUGACAAUUAUUUCAAAUGAAUUGCCAAAUGAGCAAUAUCCUAUUAAUAAUUCGUUGGAAAAUAUCCAAAAAUCCUUUGAUGAUGAUGAUGGUAUGGAUUUUUGGUAUGAUCUGUUCAUUAGAUCAGGGGAAACAACAGAAUUGCCAGAGUUUUAGACAUUUUGUUGGUGUUACUAAAUUUGGCAUAUGCCAAACAUUUUUUUUAAUUAAAUAAUGUUACUACCAGCUUUUAGAGGGUGAUGGGCAAAAAGGGAAAUACAAAUUUUUGUUUAUUCAAUAUAUAUACUGUGGAAAAUAGCUAAAUAAUAUUUUUCUUUUUUAUUGUAGCAGAUUAUAUAUUAGGUUAGAGUUAUUCAAUUGCAAUAGCAAUAAAUUAUGUACUAUGUGAAUGUGAAGUAUUCAAAACUUUUUUCAUUUCACUCAGGGAAAAAUCCAGAAGCUUAUCAUACCGGGGGUCGAAAAAUAGUAAAAUAAUAAUAAAAAUGAAUGUAGAAUUUCUAUUA
Messenger RNA from Trifolium pratense (red clover), 1308 nucleotides. Its product is annotated as transcription factor MYB30-like. The coding region runs from base 128 to 961 and encodes 277 amino acids. The record is from RefSeq and is a predicted model, not a curated record. Lineage: Eukaryota; Viridiplantae; Streptophyta; Magnoliopsida; Fabales; Fabaceae. The transcript is spliced from 3 exons.